Molecule: messenger RNA, 966 nt
Organism: Rhizopus microsporus ATCC 52813
Lineage: Eukaryota; Fungi; Mucoromycota; Mucoromycetes; Mucorales; Rhizopodaceae
Product: Pkinase-domain-containing protein
Exons: 3
Coding region: 1-966 (321 amino acids)
Biological process (GO): peptidyl-serine phosphorylation
Cellular component (GO): cAMP-dependent protein kinase complex; nucleus
Molecular function (GO): ATP binding; cAMP-dependent protein kinase activity
Source: RefSeq, a predicted model, not a curated record
AUGAAUAGACCUAAACUUAAGCUUGACGAUUUCAAUAUAUCACGCACACUAGGCACUGGAUCAUUUGGUAGAGUUCAUUUGAUUCAAUCCAAAGUGAAUGGAAGAUAUUAUGCGAUGAAAGUGCUCAAGAAAACAGAAGUUAUUCGAUUAAAGCAAGUCGAACAUACAAAUAAUGAAAAACAUAUACUCGAGUCAGUGGCUCAUCCGUUUCUUGUCAACAUGUGGGGUACCUUUCAAGACUGUCAUAACCUCUAUAUGGUCAUGGAUUAUGUGCCCGGUGGUGAGCUGUUUAGUGUCCUCAGGCGAUCUCAGCGUUUUCCUGAUCAUGUGGCUAAAUUUUAUGCGGCUGAAGUUAUUUUGGCAAUUGAGUAUUUACAUAGAAAAGAUAUGAUUUAUCGAGAUUUGAAGCCAGAGAAUCUAUUGUUAGAUGCUCAAGGACAUAUUAAGAUCACAGACUUUGGUUUUGCAAAGUAUGUACCAGAUAUCACUUGGACACUAUGUGGCACGCCUGAUUAUCUAGCACCAGAGAUAAUCCAAUCAAAAGGUUAUGGUAAAGCAGUCGACUGGUGGAGUUUAGGUGUACUCGUCUAUGAAAUGUUGGCAGGUUACCCACCUUUCUUUGACGACGAUCAUUUAAAACUCUACGAAAAGAUCUUGGCCUGUAAGAUCAAAUGGCCGCAGUAUUUUGAUCCAAACGCCAAGGAUUUAUUGAAAAGAUUAUUAACACCCGACCUGACCAAACGAUUCGGUAACUUGAAGGCAGGAACAGAUGAUAUCAAACGCCAUCCAUGGUUUGCAGGAGUUGAUUUCAAUCGUAUAUUAGCACGUCAGAUCAGAGCUCCUUAUAUUCCUCAAAUUAGAGGUGAGGGUGAUGCAAGUCAUUUUGAUAAAUAUCCAGAAACUCAAGAACAAUACGGUGUGGUUGAUCAAAAUGAUCCUUAUAGACACUUGUUUCCUGAUUUUUAA